Gossypium raimondii (Peruvian cotton) is the source of this 750-nucleotide messenger RNA. RefSeq lists its product as uncharacterized. The coding region runs from base 46 to 501 and encodes 151 amino acids. The transcript has 2 exons. NCBI's taxonomy places the organism in Eukaryota, Viridiplantae, Streptophyta, Magnoliopsida, Malvales, Malvaceae. The record is from RefSeq and is a predicted model, not a curated record.
CAACCAAAUCAGACUAUAGCAAAGCAAAACACAUACGAAGCUACCAUGGCUAAUUGUCAAAUGAAAAAAGCUCAAAAAUACACAAUGGGCAAGCUUUGGAACUCUACCAGCGAAACUGUAACCCUGAGUGGCAAGAAAGUUUGGCAAGGCUCUCAUGACGCGGAUUUCCCGGAAACCAUUGAAGAUGGAGAUGUGGGUGAGUUUACGCAUGAUGCAGUGACUGAGCAGAAUGAUGUUCCAGGUUCCAUGGUUGGUCUUGUGUACAAGCUACAUGAUGGAACUAGGUGGAUUGUUGCUUGGAGCAACCCUCAAGGUGAAGACAGCAAGGUCUAUACUAAUAUCCACAAAGAACCUAUUCGUUGGGAGCAAAUCAAAACCGAUCUUGACACAAGAGGAAGCUCAAAAUCUAAAGUUAGAAAGUUUGGGUACGUUGCAUCAAUGGAAAUUGAUCCCAAGAAACGUUCGCCGACACUGAAGGCAUCAUUUGAGUCAGAGGCAUAACCGGGUUUUGCUUGCUGAUCAAAUUGUUGUGGUAAUGAAGGCUAUCUAAAAUAAAUAAUAAUGUGCUUCCCGCUGGGUGCAUUGCCUAUACCACUACUGUACUAAAUAUGAUACCCAGUAGUAGAUGUAUGAGUGUCUUCGUGUUAAGGUCUUCGCAAUAUUAUGUCACUGCCAUGCAUUUGCAUGGCUGACUGUUUGUAUAAUAUUAUUAUGGAAAAAUAAAAGGCCCUUUAUUAGCUUAUUAUUUCA